UUUGAUUUAUGGAAUUGAAGUUAGACGUCUGAAUUAAAGGUAUAUUUCACAUUAGUUUUAAUUUACAAAAAUAAGCAUUAAAUAUUACAUUAAAUAUCAUAACACUUUUUUAAAAUAAAAGAAAGAGAGUUGAGGUAGAAAUAGAAAUUUCGAAAUAAAAAGAAAAUGAGAAAAAGUAAAGAGUUAGAACCCCACGUGUUUUCUGAAUUCCGCCCGUGCCUCAAUUCGGUCGCUUCCCUUCGUCAACCUCCUCUCCAUCUCCCCCAACUCUAAUCACUCUCUCUCUUAAAUCGCACCGCAUACGUUGCUGAAUUUCCAUCAACACGUGAUUUCUCCCUCCUUUCUCUAUCUUCAAUGGCGGUAUUCAGCCGCCUUAUGUGCAGAGCCGCCUCAGCUCGAAGUUUCUGCACGAAAUCUACGACGGCUGACCGACACCUACUCUCUUCGUCCCUGCCCCUCAAUAAUUCCACGGGCAAGGGCAGAAACGUUCAGUGGGUCUUCCUUGGCUGCCCGGGCGUCGGCAAGGGCACCUACGCUGCCCGCCUCUCCAAGCUCCUCGGCGUGCCCCACAUCGCCACCGGCGAUCUCGUCCGCCACGAGCUCUCUUCCUCUGGCCCCCUCUCCUCUCAGCUUGCAGAGAUUGUUAACCAGGGUAAGUUAAUCUCAGAUGAGAUUGUCAUUGACCUCCUGUCUAAGCGUCUCGAGCAAGCUCAAGCUAAGGGUGAAACGGGAUUUAUUCUUGAUGGCUUUCCUCGGACUGUAAGACAGGCGGAAAUUCUGGAAGAAGUAACGGAUAUUGAUUUGGUAAUCAAUCUAAAACUCCGAGAAGAAGCAUUAAUUGCAAAAUGCCUCGGGAGAAGAACUUGCAGCGAGUGUGGAGGGAACUAUAAUGUUGCAUGCAUUGACAUCAAGGGAGAAGAUGGAAAUCCAAGAAUGUACAUGCCUCCCCUUCUUCCUCCUCCACACUGUGAAUCUAAACUGAUCACACGUUCCGAUGACAAUGAAGAAGUUGUCAAAGAACGCCUGCGAGUAUACAACGAACUGAGUCGACCGGUGGAGGAUUUUUAUCGCCUUCGUGGAAGACUGUUGGAGUUUGAUCUUCCAGGGGGAAUUCCAGAAUCCUGGACCAAGCUGCUACAUGCUCUAAAUCUUGAUGAUCAUGAAGAUAAAAGAACAGCUGCAGCCUGAAACUCGCAAUGGCCAUCCCAGUUUCUCUACCGUAAGUAAAGUCAUUCUUCGCAUGUGGUUUUCGCGUGCAUAUUUAGUACCAGUCAAAACUUAUCUAUAUACAUUGUAGUAGUCACAGAAGUAGGCUCUUUAAGUGUAGUUUAUUCUUUCAAGAACAUUUUGGAGGAGGACAUCCGACUCCGACGUCUCGUGUUACCGAGUUUUAAGGUUGGUCUCAUAAGUCUACAGUGUAAGUGGCUUAGCUACUCUAUUAAUGUGUUAAUAACAUUAUUAUUAUUAUUCACAGUUUUGUACUAUUAGUUUUA
Messenger RNA from Salvia miltiorrhiza (redroot sage), 1493 nucleotides. Its product is annotated as probable adenylate kinase 6, chloroplastic. Gene Ontology annotation, biological process: nucleobase-containing compound metabolic process. The record is from RefSeq and is a predicted model, not a curated record. Gene Ontology annotation, cellular component: mitochondrion; cytoplasm. Bases 355 to 1188 code for a protein of 277 amino acids. The transcript is spliced from 4 exons. Gene Ontology annotation, molecular function: ATP binding; AMP kinase activity. Lineage: Eukaryota; Viridiplantae; Streptophyta; Magnoliopsida; Lamiales; Lamiaceae.